Molecule: messenger RNA, 5075 nt
Organism: Thunnus maccoyii (southern bluefin tuna)
Lineage: Eukaryota; Metazoa; Chordata; Actinopteri; Scombriformes; Scombridae
Gene: larp1b
Product: La ribonucleoprotein 1B
Exons: 20
Coding region: 444-3791 (1115 amino acids)
Biological process (GO): mRNA stabilization; positive regulation of translation
Cellular component (GO): cytoplasmic stress granule; cytosol
Molecular function (GO): RNA cap binding
Source: RefSeq, a predicted model, not a curated record
CAGAGUCACUGUUUACUGGUGGAGCUCUUCUCUGGUAGCGUGGAGUAGAAACCAGAGACGGAGAGAGGAGGUCGCUGUAGUAGCUGUUAAAAAAGUUACAGAAACUCGCAGGUGAUCCCGAUCAACGCGUGUCGUUUACAUGGUGACCGACUACAGACUCAGAGGUAACUACUUGUUGGUAUGAAACUGUCGAACCGGGAGAGAAAUAGCAACAUUUAGCUCGGGCUCGCUGACUUCUGCAUGGUCGCUAGCCUUAGCUAACAGUUAGCUUCAGAAGCUACUUGGCUAGCUGGCUAGCGAGGUCCAGCCCAAAAAAGUUGUUUACCUCAAGUUGUGGAUGUGGUCACCCCCUGAGCUUUUCACGACUUUUCUCUGGGAUAAGAGAGCAAGGACCAAAAAUUCACACUGGAUUUAACACUGUGCGCUGUUAGGAAACUAGCAGGAUGUCCACCGAGGUUGAGAGCAGUCAGUUUGACUCCGGUUUGACAGCAGCCAAGGAGGAGAACAACCAAAACAAGUCCGAGAAACCGAUCAGAGAGCAAGAAGAACCGGGGCAGAAAGGCUCGGAGAAGCAGCUGGCAGAUGGCCACAGCUCGGAGGCAGCGGACACGCACAAGAAAUGCAAAGAAAACGAUAAAGAAAACGACCAAAGCAGCAACGCUGACUCGGCUGUGGAGACGGUGAAGAGGAAAGUUGUGGAAGCUCCGCCGCCGAAAGUCAACCCGUGGACGAAGAGGACUACGGGCAGAGUGCCGAGCAACAGCAUCAGCUCCCAGGAGAAAGAUCAACAAAAUGCUCUGAAAGUCGUCCGUGCCAGCAAGCCCAGAACGAGAAAAUCCAGCAAGUCGAGUGACUUCAGUGACAUCACAAACUGGCCCACACCUGGUGAACUGGCCAAAGAGCAACAACAAAAUGUCCUCAACAACAACGGAAAGAAGCCUCCUUCCUCACGCAGGGAGAAGGAGAAGAGGAGGGAGAGACCGGACAGGAAGUCGGAGAGCAGCCACGACGGCGGCGAGAGCAAAGAGAACCAGGAGGCUCAGCUGGACCCGCUGGGAGAGCUGCCCAAAGACGGAGAGUCCAAGCCGGGACAGGACGCCAAGAGCGCCGGCCUGAAGAAGAGAGGAGGUGAGGGUAACAAACGUAAGUGGGUUUCUCUGCCGCUGGAGGAAGUGUCCCGGGAGGACGGCGCCAAGACGCCCGGCGGGGGCCCGACGCGCUCGGAAACAGAGCCCAACAGCGACUCGCCUGACCCCACGUCGCCCAAUCACACGCUCCAUAAUAACAGGGCGCAUGAUAGCAACAGGAGUUGGAGGAGAGAACAGCGGGACUUUUGGGACGAUUCCGGCAGCGUGAGGAGCGACGGCGGCAGCGUCCGUGGAGGAAUACGAGGCAGAGGGAAGGGUCGCGGUCGCGGGAGAGGUCGCGGACGAGGCCGUUAUGAGUUUUCUCAGAGCUACCGGGACUCUCAGUCGUCCGACGGCUCCAACGCCCCCACAGAGUUCGGCAACAACAUGGUUUACUACUACGACGACGGCAGCAAAGUCCAGAUGUACACAGUGGACGAAAAGCUUCUUAAGGAAUACAUCAAACGGCAAAUUGAAUACUACUUCAGCCUCCACAACCUGGAGCGGGACUUCUUCCUGAGGAGGAAGAUGGACGCGCAGGGCUUCCUCCCCAUCUCCCUCAUCGCCAGCUUCCACAGAGUCCAGGCCCUCACCACCGACAUCAGCCUCAUCAUCGAGGCCCUGAAGAGCAGCACGGAGGUGGAGCUGGUGGACGACAGGGUUCGCUGUAAAACCGACCCGGAGCGCUGGCCCAUCGCCGUCCCCACCGUCGUGGGUUCCCCUCGCACCGACUUCUCUCAGCUCAUCAACUGUCCCGAGUUCGUUCCUCGACAGACACUCAACUCUGCAAAGACCGCUUCAUCGCCCGCGAAGGAGACUCCUCCCGAGUCCGCGCAGCCUCAGGACUCGGCCGAGCCCGGCUCCUCCGGCAAGGAGUCGCUCCCCGCCGCGGACGCCUCCAAAGACGCCCCCGCCCCCGACGCCUGGAUCCAGGUGGAGAAACGCCACCGACAGCCCUCCGGCAAGGGAAAGCACGUCAGCGAUGACGUGUGUGUCGUCGACUCCUCUCCUCCCUCAGAGCCUCUUCCCGACCUCCUCCCCUCUGCAGAACGCAGCGAGGCGCCUCCUCCCGGCCGCCGCGCCCCUCAGCAGGCCGAACCCGACCAGGAAGAGCUGGACUUCAUGUUCGACGAGGAGAUGGAGCAGAUGGCGCCCAGGAAGAACAAGUUCACCGACUGGUCGGACGACGACGAUUCAGACUACGAGCUGGACGACCAAGACGUCAACAAGAUCCUCAUCGUCACCCAGACGCCUCCUUACAUCCGUAAACACCCCGGCGGCGACCGCACGGGCAACCACGAGUCCCGAGCUAAGAUCACCACCGACCUGGCCAAAGCCAUCAACGACGGGCUGUACUACUACGAACAGGACCUGUGGAAGGGAGAGGAGCAGCUGGAGUGCAGCAAGCAGGAAGUAGAGAACUUCAAGAAGCUGAACAUCAUCAGUAAAGAUGAAUUUGAGAAUCUCACCCCUAAAAUGCCCGUUGAACCAAACCAGGAAGUCCCACCUCCUCCCAUGCAAGCCGACAGCGGAGCAGAAUUGGCUCGCUCUCUUCCCACAACGGUCCCGGAGUCUCCCAGCGCUCACCAACCCCGAACCCCCAGAACGCCACGGACCCCCGGACGCCAAGACCCGAGCAAGACCCCCCGAUUCUACCCCGUCAUGAAGGAGAGCGGCCCCAUCGACGGACAGACGCCGAGGAAGAAGAAGACUCGCCACAGUUCGAACCCCCCGCAGGAGGCUCACAUCGGCUGGGUGAUGGACUCACGUGAACACCGACCGCGCUCCGCAUCCAUCAGCAGCUCCAACGCCUCCCCAUCAGAAGGAGCCCCGCUGACAGGAAGUUACGGCUGCACCCCUCAGUCGCUGCCCAAAUUCUGGCAUCCAUCCCACGAGCUGCUGAAGGACAACGGCUUCACCCAGCAGGGAUACCACAAGUACCGCCGACGGUGCCUUAACGAGAGGAAACGGUUGGGGAUCGGCCAGUCUCAGGAGAUGAACACUCUGUUCAGGUUCUGGUCUUUCUUCCUGAGGGACAACUUCAACAGGAAGAUGUAUGAGGAGUUCAAACAGUGUGCGGUGGAUGAUGCCAAAGAGAACUACAGGUACGGGCUGGAGUGUCUCUUCAGAUACUACAGCUACGGUUUGGAGAAGAGAUUCAGGUUAGAUCUGUUCAAGGACUUUCAAGAGGAGACCCUCAAGGACUUUGAAAAAGGUCAGCUGUACGGACUGGAGAAGUUCUGGGCCUUCUUGAAAUAUUCAAAGAUGAAGAACCAGCCCAUCGACCCGAAGCUGCAGGAGCAUCUCUCCAAGUUCAAGAACCUGGAGGACUUCAGGGUGGAGCCCCCGAUGGGAGAGGAGGGAGGCAGGAGGAGACGCCACUCAUCCUCGGCCGGGGAUGAAGGGAGGCGUCGGCGACAUCCUUCCAACACUACCUCAAAGCCCACACAGGCCUCCAAAUCCUCCAGCAACACCGCCGCCGCCGCCGCCUCGGCCGCCACCACCACCACCACCACAGCUCAGCCCGCCGCCUCCACCUCCACCACCUCCGCACAGAACACGGCCAAAGACAGCGCCCAGAAAACCACCACAGCUGCACCCGCCCAGGGGAAGAAGACGGAGUCCGGUGCGGGGAAGAAGGAAAGUGCUGCACCAAAUAAAUGAAGCUCCCUCCUCUGUGAGGGGGUUUGGAUAGUAGAGAUGUAGAGCGGCGGCGGCGGCAUCGCUCUUGAGCUCGGCGUUCGCUCUUUUCAGCGGCAAACUGUUUGGGUAUGAAGAGAGACUGAACGUGGUUGACUUAAUUUGAUUGUUAUCAGUGCAUUUCAUUUUAAAGCAAGCAUAGGCAGUGAGCUUGAAUCUGUGCGCCUGACAGCUCGUAACGUUUACAAAAACACACAAAAAAAAAAACACAAAAAAAAAAAUGCAUUCCCUGCAUUUUGCCUUUUUUAUCCUCUCAGAUGCCAAACUCACGUCAACACGCGCGUUGAUCUCCACAAUCUGUAAGCGGCUCUCAUCCGUAAAGAGCGUCGAACUGUGAUUCUUAGCUUGCCAAGAUAAAGAGAUCCUGCAAGACAGUCCGUGUGCCUUAAUCUGAUUCACCAGGACGACAGGAUCGGUGACAAAAAAUAGUCCCCAAAUUUUGUAUUUUUUCAAAGUCUUCCCAAUUGAUUUUUAAUUUGGGGUUUGAAUGUGUUUUUAAACUGACAUCACACGCAGGUUGGUUUUUUUCCGUUCUUGAGACACGAACAGCUCUUCUGUUUUUCAUCGUGACAAUCAGCUGCAGUCGUAAAAAAAAAUUUUGAAGGACUGACCUCGAGGCUGCUGCUAGAUGACAGAUGUGCCCUGAUGUUUUUCAAGUCAGACUUAAAAGUUAAGCUUGUUUUUUUUUUUUAAAUCCAAACCUGCAGAAAUAAUGAGGAAUUUAUCUGGGAAGCUUUACUUUUAAAGUCCCGUUUUACACCCAGAGAUAGUAUAAUUUAUUGUUUUAUUUUUGUUUUUAUUUUUCCAUUUACUUGAUUGAUGGAAUAGUCUUAGGUAAUCAUUGCAGUUUUUAAUGGCUUUUUUGCGAUUGAAUAUAUAUAUGAAAAAAAAAAAUGUUUCUGCUGGAAUUAUGGGUGUGAGCUAGCAACAUAAAACUACAGUAUAUUUUAGCUUGAAGUUUACUUCAUAUUAUGUUUGAGGCUUGGUGCUCUAGAGCACUUUAAUCGUUAACUUUCCUUCUUUCAUCAAUGGACUUAAGAGGUUUUAGAGUUGAAUUUUAAAGAAAAAAAAUGUAAAUACUAUAAAAAAUCAUUUGCUAUUCAAUUAUUCAUUUUAAUUUUGACUUUUAAGAAGUGAUUUGUUUUAUCGGUAGUGUGGUUUUGAGUGUGUUUUAGGAUAAAGCUGCAUGUUAAUGCCGGAGUCUUGAAAUGUAAAAUGCAAAAAAAUAUAAAAUAACAGUUGAUUGUA